CAUGAGGUAUGUAUUUUAUGUAAUUAAAUGGAACGAUAUAAACAUCACGUGUUUGUCAGCAUCUACCUAGCUGGGCGUUUGUUAUAAAUUAGAACGAAACAACAGAAGGCCAAAUCAGUUUCUACUGUUCUACGAAUAGAAUGUCAUCUCUCAAUCAGUCGUGGCUUUUGGUGUUGAUUUUUUCAUGCCUUGCUGCAACAGUCUUUUCUGCUCCAGAGGAAUGCAAACAAGGACCCAGUAAAUGGUGCUUGAAUGCUGAAACUGCUAAAAAAUGUGGUGCAAUAAGUUUUUGCUUGUUUGAGAAAGAGUUUUACAACAACAAGAUCAAGUUUGUACCCGAUCAACAUAAAAAACAACAACAUGAUGAGUCUGGUUUCAAACUAGAUGCCCCUCCAGUCAAUGUUACCUUGUAUUAUGAAUCUUUGUGCCCAGACUGCAAAGAAGUUUGGCAGUAUCAGUUAUUUCCAACCUUUCAAAAGUUAGCUUCCAGUGGAAUUUUGAAUGUGUACCUUGUUCCCUAUGGAAAUGCACAGGAGAGACAAUAUGGAAAUCAGUGGAUAUUUUAUUGCCAGCAUGGACAAGCUGAAUGCAUCGGUAAUUUAAUAGAAACAUGUGCUUUACACCAUUAUCCUGAUCAAAACGUGUACAUGCCCUUUCUUCAUUGCGUUGAAUAUUAUGGCCCAACAGCAACGAAUGCAAGAUAUUGUGCCAGUCUUCAAAAAAUGGACUAUAAUGUGAUAUCUUCUUGUGCAGCUGGCACUGAAGGUAAUCAACUACAGCACCAAAUGGCUGUGAAAACGGAGACUUUAAGUCCACCGCACCAGUAUGUUCCUUGGUUUACCAUGAAUGGAUAUCACAGUUACACAAUACAACAACAGCUGUCGUCAAAUAUGUUAGCCUAUGUGUGCAAUUCAUAUACUGGCACAAAACCUGCAGCUUGCUCACAAAAAAAGAAAAUCGGUGCUUGUUAUCGAAACCAAUGAUAACUUUUUUUAACUUAAGACUUUUUUUACAUUGUUUAUUCACAUAGGAUUUACACUUGUGUAAUUGUUUUGGAAGGAUUAUUAUUUAUUUUAAUUUUUGUGAUAUAAUUUUUUUAAAUAAAUGCAUUCAUCUUGU
This is a messenger RNA of Hydractinia symbiolongicarpus, 1119 nucleotides long. Its product is annotated as gamma-interferon-inducible lysosomal thiol reductase-like. The transcript is spliced from 2 exons. Gene Ontology annotation, molecular function: oxidoreductase activity, acting on a sulfur group of donors, disulfide as acceptor. The record is from RefSeq and is a predicted model, not a curated record. Lineage: Eukaryota; Metazoa; Cnidaria; Hydrozoa; Anthoathecata; Hydractiniidae. The coding region runs from base 141 to 983 and encodes 280 amino acids.